Brienomyrus brachyistius is the source of this 3513-nucleotide messenger RNA. RefSeq lists its product as uncharacterized. Lineage: Eukaryota; Metazoa; Chordata; Actinopteri; Osteoglossiformes; Mormyridae. The coding region runs from base 569 to 2401 and encodes 610 amino acids. The record is from RefSeq and is a predicted model, not a curated record. The transcript has 3 exons.
CAAAGAUGGCCACGACCUGGAGCCGAACGUAAACAAAGAUGGCCGCGCCCUAAAGCCGAACGUAAACAAAGACACUGUAGUGUAAAACAGUACUGAACACACUUUACGUGUCCAGCCUUGGAUGUAACUUCAUUGUUGCAAUAAAGACUGAAUUCUGGAUACUACACAAGCGGCCCUCUGACUUCUGAUUUGGCGGGGAAGGAGAAAAAACCACGACAUAAAUUGGCGUCACGAACAGGAUCGGAGAAGAGACCUGGGGAGGCGACCACCUGGCGGAGAACCGGGAGACACCCGUCUGCAUUUGAGCGGCGCGCCCAAACAUAGGAAAAGGAGAAAGCACAGAAAGAAGACACAGACUGGGAGGAGCCAGUCAUCUUUCCAGGAGAUAAAGUCUACCUGCGAGUGUUCCGGCGAAAGUGGCACGAGCCCCGACGAGAAGGACCCUUCAAGGUGACACGAGCCUCAGCAACAGCGGUACAGGCAGAAAGGAGUAACACGUGGUAUCAUUUGAACCACUGCACUAGAGUACUGCACGAAAGGCAGAUAGUCACUGAAACCAACACAGAGGAUGCAGCUGCCCUUGGCUCAGAUGGCCCUGAUGGAGCUCCCAGAGGAGCUCCACAACUUGGAGAGGAGCCAGUUUCAGGUUCAGAGCAGACUGAGGGUCAAGAGGGAGCGUCGCAAGCAGACCAGCCACUCCAGACAGAACACGAAGCUGUGGGUUCUGGUAGGGCUGACAGCGAUGAUAUUGGUGAUGCUAAUGAUAUAUCAGGCCCUUCAGGUCUGGGGGCACAGCAGGACGACAGGUCAGGUGAGAUCAGAACAAUUGACUUCACUGACUCAGCCUUGUCCUUUAAUGCUGAAUAACCUCUCAGAUAACAAUGAGCGAAAGCGGAGAGAGGUAGGGAGGAGAUAUGGGAGUGAGGAGAGUGAGCAAAUUGUAGAAUAUUACCAGGAUGAAAUAGACCUGGAAGGAUUAGCAAAACGUACGCUUGGAAAUUGGUGGUAUAAAUGGGCUAAGUAUACCGCUGCUUCAUUAGGACAGGAGGGUUGUGUGUUGUGUGCAGGUCCUGACCCUUCAGUUAGGGUAGUCCUGUUCCCAUACACUAAUAAACGGUGUGAAGAAUGGGAAAUGGAGAGGAUUAUGAGAUUCUGGAAGAGUCUGUGUCAGGAGGGGCCGGCUCCUGAGAAAGACUGCAGACCCAUAUCUAACCAGUCAGAGCGCAUACCAUACUGCCCCUAUAAGUGUCUGAUAUAUCAGGGAAAUACUAAAUAUGCUUACAGGGUGGAAAAGCAUUGUGGGCAGUUUAAGCCCUGGGAAGGGGGACAGCAAGAUAUUAUGGUGAACAAAUUGAGUUUUUUCAAGGGACUUAUUUAUGAGUGUUUUACAAAUGAUGGGCCAGAGGAGGUAGGCAUCUUCUGGGGAACCUGUGGAACUGUUUGGGAUGUGAAAGGUCCCCGAGUACCGAAUGGAGAACUAUCACGUGUUCCGCUGGAUGCGUUAGAAAACCAGAGUGUGCCCCUGGCAGAUGUGUGGUGGCUGUGUGGUAAAGAGGGCGGAUUGAGGCCUACUCUUCCCUAUAAUUGGGGAGGCCUCUGCGCUAGGGUAAUGUUAGCAAGCCAGGUGGAUAUAUAUUCUAGAAGACGACCAUCUAGGUCCCGCAGAUUUGUUGCAAAUUAUGAGAAGGAUCCCAAUGUAUAUAUAGAUGCGAUUGGCCAGCCGAGGGGCAUUCCAGAGAAAUAUCAGGCGAGAAGUGAGAUAGCUGCUGGUUUCGAAUCAAUAUUAAUCUGGCCUACUCUUAACAAAAAUGUGGAAUGGAUAAAUUAUUUGUACUAUAAUCAGCAGAGGUUUACCAACUAUACUCAGGGGGCACUCGCAUCUCUGGGGGAGCAGCUUCAGGCCACCAGUCUGAUGACCUGGCAGAACAGGAUGGCCCUGGAUUGGCUCCUGGCAGAAAAAGGGGGAGUGUGUGUGCUGUUUGGGGAUCAGUGCUGUACGUUUAUUCCUAAUAAUACAGCCCCGGAUGGUUCCUUUACUAAGGCUAUGAGAAAGUUGCAGGGGUUACAGGAUGAGAUGGCAAGUAAUGCAGGACAACAUGACGGGUUGUUUGACUGGUGGUAUGAUAUGUGGGGCAAUUGGCAGCAAGCCCUUAUGAAAGCACUCUGUGUGGGUGCUGUGCUCAUUUCUGCUCUGCUACUAAUCUUUUGCUGUAUAGUUCCUCUUGUUCGCUCCCUAGUGGGGAGAGCACUGUCCCGGCAGGCAACUAUAGCUGCAAUGUCUAGAGUGGUGGGAGGACCGUUUGGAGCGGCAUCCUCCUGGACCAACACAGAAAUGGAUGGCGACAUAGACACCUUGGAUGCAGUCCUGCCCAUAGCUGAAGUUCGGCCAUUCCGUGUGUGAAUACUCCGAGCAGGAGACCUGCAGCGUGGCUGCCUCCCACGACAUCUGGGAUUUUUUCUAAUUAAGACAGACUGUCCAUUAUAAUAGUCUGCAUUGUUAUUAGUUAACCUUUUACUUAUCUUUGUAUUACAUAUAUCUGUUUUUGUAUUGGGUUUGUAAUAGAUUUUGUAGUCCUACUGUAUAUGCAAUAUAUCCAGGGGAGGUCAUUGUAUGGCGAUCCUCCCUUCCCUUUCCUGAUGUACCCCCUGUGCUGCCGUUGGUUGACUCUCAGUGUUAGUAGUUUGUGAGCCAUGCCUGCCAUGGACCCCGAAGGGGGGCGGCGCCUGUGGCGGGCUGGGAGUGGAAUUUCCCUGGGUCAUAGGGUUUUUGCCCUCCCUCCUAGGCUGGAUGGACAGGAUUGUGUGUGGGACUCCUUGGAGUCCCAAAGGGGGGAAAUAUAUGGAAUAUUAUUUAGCACUAUAUAACAUAGAAUACAAGUAUUAUGAUAUUAUUAAAAAGUAUGUGAAAUAUCCAUGAUGUAAUCAUUACAAUAUAAACAUUAUAAUGUAAUCAACACAACGUAAUCAACUGAGUAUGUAUUUGCACCUUUUGUUAGUCUGAGAUUCUGUUAGCUACUUUAUAUUAGUCCUGAAUCUAUGAAUAUUCACUUUUAUUAACGUAUAUUUUAUCACAAUGUUAAAGGACAAAUAUAUUAUCAACCUUUUAGUUAGACAAUGUGUAAAAGGCUGAAACUGCCUAGGUUUACUACUGAAGGAAGGGAUUCGCCUGAGUUCACGGCUGAGCAUUUUUAAAAACCCAAGUGGAGCUGCUCACGCCACCGUUAUGUUCAGCCGAGAGACCAAACGGUAAAAGAAAUGAUGGACAAACUUAUCACCUAGGGGUGUGGAUUAAGGGAAAAAACUAUUAUUGUGAAUGGCUGAAGGAAUGAUGAUGCUUAAGUGACGAGAUAUUGUUAAAUGAAUAUUGUUAAAAGAACUUAUAUAAAAAUUGGUGUAAAACAGUACUGGACACACUUUUACGUGUCCAGCCUUGGUUGUAACUUCUUUGUUGCAAUAAAGACUGAAUUCUGGAUAUUGCACAAGCGGACUUCUGACUUCUGAUUUGGCGGGGAA